Messenger RNA from Neodiprion fabricii, 1601 nucleotides. RefSeq names its product tRNA-dihydrouridine(20) synthase [NAD(P)+]-like (gene Dus2). Gene Ontology annotation, cellular component: cytoplasm. The coding region runs from base 134 to 1492 and encodes 452 amino acids. The transcript is spliced from 4 exons. NCBI's taxonomy places the organism in Eukaryota, Metazoa, Arthropoda, Insecta, Hymenoptera, Diprionidae. The record is from RefSeq and is a predicted model, not a curated record. Gene Ontology annotation, molecular function: tRNA binding; tRNA dihydrouridine synthase activity; flavin adenine dinucleotide binding. Gene Ontology annotation, biological process: tRNA dihydrouridine synthesis.
CUUUAUUAUGGGUGAAGUUCCGGUGUAUCGUCAUUCUAUUCUACCCUUAACUCUAUCUCCAAGUUUUAAGAUCGAGUAGUUAUUUGAAUUGAUUUGAAACGUCAGUUCGCUAAGCAAGUCAUCUUUUUUUAUAAUGGACGAAAGGCUGGAUUAUAGUGAGAAGAUUAUUUUAGCACCGAUGGUCCGCAUUGGAACGCUACCGAUGCGACUUUUAGCCUUGGAUUACGGCGCUGACAUUGUUUAUACAGAAGAGCUUAUCGAUUGGAAAUUGCUACGCUCGGUUCGUCGAGAAAAUGACGUCUUGGGGACCGUUGAUUUUAUUGAUAAAACGGACGGUACCGUAAUAUUCCGAACUUGCAAUCGAGAGAAAAAGUUCGUUGUUCUUCAGCUUGGCACCUGUGAUGCAGAGAGAGCCUUGAAAGUCGGAAAAAUGGUGCAGAACGAUGUAGCUGGUAUCGACGUCAACAUGGGAUGUCCCAAAAAAUUUUCAAUUCUUGGCGGCAUGGGAGCAGCGCUUCUUGAGCAACCAGAAAUGGCCAAGGAAAUUCUGAACAGACUAGUUAAUGGAUUAAUGAUUCCUGUCACGUGUAAGAUCAGGAUAUUUCCAACGGUAGACAGAACUUAUGCAUUGUGCAAGGAACUAGUUUCAACGGGUAUAUCCGCGAUCGCGAUUCAUGGAAGGACCAAAGAUGAAAGACCACAACAUGUAAAUCAUUGUCAUAUAAUCAGAGAAGUUGCUAAACAAUUGCCGAUUCCAGUUAUUGCAAAUGGGGGGUCAAAGGAAAUCGAAAAACAUUCAGACAUAUUGAAAUUCAAAGAAGAAACAGGCUGCAGUAGUGUGAUGCUCGCUAGAGCUGCUGAAUGGAAUUGUUCAAUAUUUCGAAAAGAGGGUAUACUCCCCAUUGAAGAUGUAAUACAGUCUUAUUUAAAAUAUGCUAUUGACUACGACAAUGCCCCAUCGAAUACAAAGUACUGUAUACAAAAUAUUCUCCGAGAGUUACAGGAAACUCCAAAAGGAAAAGCGUUUCUAGAAGCUCAAACGCUUCAGCAGAUUUGUUCUAUCUGGGAUAUGGGAGAUUAUUGCAGGACUAAACGGAAAGAGUACUUAGACAGAGGCAUUCAGGGUAGGUUUCAAGUGAUCCCCACCUCUUUGGAUCGACAAAAAGGAGUGAAGAGAAAAUUUGAAGAGGAUGAUGUGGUUGUGAUGCAGUGUGCUUUUAUACGUAAUAGCUACACUCAUGAUCUAGAGCUACCGAAGACGAGGCUUUUGAAAUGGACCAAGGAAAACAGGACUAAUUUCCCAGUCUAUCAUACUGAGCAAGAAGAUAAAUUAUUUCGCUCAGUAGUAUCAGUGAAUGGAAAAAAAUACAGUUCUUCAUUUUGGGAAAAAAACAAGAAAUGGGCUGAGCAAGGAGCUGCACUAGUUUGUCUUUGCACUUUGGGGGCGAUAGACAUUGAUAAGCUUGCAAAAGAUGGAAGUAUAAUUAAGUGAAUAUGCUAUUUAGUGAAGUAAAUAGCUAAGUGAAACAUUUCUAAACACAUUAGAUUUUCUGGAAACUAAAGAACAAUAAAUAUAAAUUAUGAAACAAAUAAACUAUUCA